Messenger RNA from Pecten maximus, 1222 nucleotides. RefSeq names its product myo-inositol 2-dehydrogenase-like. Gene Ontology annotation, cellular component: cytoplasm. The record is from RefSeq and is a predicted model, not a curated record. The coding region runs from base 1 to 1008 and encodes 335 amino acids. NCBI's taxonomy places the organism in Eukaryota, Metazoa, Mollusca, Bivalvia, Pectinida, Pectinidae. Gene Ontology annotation, molecular function: oxidoreductase activity; nucleotide binding. Gene Ontology annotation, biological process: NADPH regeneration. The transcript has 8 exons.
AUGGCGCUCGUAGGGAAGAAGAUUGGACAUUCACCUGUACGAAGUUUCCUCACAGGAACCCGUAGUAACGACGUAAUACUCAAUGUUUUAACCAAUGAAGCCUCUAAAUAUCAGAUAUUUCAGCGCACACUUUGUACCUCAAGCGUAAAGAAUAACUCUACACCAGGAAGCCAGGUUUCAUCAAAACAGAGUCUGGACGCCGUAUUCGUAUUUACACCGACAGAGACCCACGCUGACUAUAUAUGCGAGAGUCUCCGUAGAGGAAAAGCUGUUAUGACGGAAAAGCCAUGUGGUGAAACAUACAGCGACAUAAAACGGUGUUAUGAUCUGGCCGAACGUAUGGACAAGGUUCUCCUGACAGGAUUUCAGAGGAGAUUCGACACUACAUUCCAAGACGUAUUCCAAGCCUCAAGAAAUAAAGCCCUUGGAGACUUGCGAUUCAUGAGAGUCACCAGUCGGGAUUCGCCUAAGCCCCCAUACGAAUUUUUGAGAAAUACGGAUGUAAGCGGAUGCAGCCUGAUAUCAGACAUGGCCGUACACGAUAUAGAUAUGACCGUAUGGCUGACAUGUGCAGAGCGACCUAUUUCUGUAUACACAAUGUCGCACAUGCAUGACCCAAUUAUGAAAGAAAUAAGUCAGCCCGAUUCCAGUUUACUGGCGCUAAAGUACGAGAGCGGAUUGAUGGUCAUUAUAGAUUCGGAGAGAGAGUCUCCGUACGGCUAUGAUAUGCGGAUAGAGAUGUUCGGAUCAGAGGGGAUGGUGAAGGCGGAAAAUCCAAGAGAAUCUUCUGCUGUGGUAGAUGGCAAAGAUGGUGGUAAACUUAAAAGGUUGUUUAACUCCUUCCCGCAAAGAUUUGAGGCUGCCUUUGAAAAGGAAAUCGACCACUUCAUAGAUUGUUUGGAUGGUAGAGACACCCCAUUGAUAAAGAAGGAGGAAUGUCUACUUACGAUGGAAGUAGUAGAGAAAGGCGUGGAAUCAUUCAAAACAGGAAAAGUGGUAUAUUUAUGACACGUCAACAUCACACAGUUAUAAAAUCUUAAAUUGACAUGGUUGUGACCUCGGUUACAUAUUUUCAUAUAUGAUAAACAUGUAAGAAUGGUAAUUUGGCUUUAGGGCAGGCAUUAAUAUAUUGGCUUCAACGUUGUGAAGUGUUACCAGGUAUUUCCAAUACAUUGUAGCAAGCGCUCUUCCUGAUUUUACAUUGUCUUAAUUGGGCUGAUCA